Papilio xuthus (Asian swallowtail) is the source of this 672-nucleotide messenger RNA. The record is from RefSeq and is a predicted model, not a curated record. NCBI's taxonomy places the organism in Eukaryota, Metazoa, Arthropoda, Insecta, Lepidoptera, Papilionidae.
AAACAGUGUCACUGUCAACUGUCAAACGGUAUUGUGUAACUUCUUUUCGAAAAAGUUGUGCUUAUCGUACAAUAAUAAUGUCGUUACUUACUUACAAAUACUACGAUACGCCGGAGGGUCAAGAUAUUUAUAAGAAAGCAUUUGUUACAACCAAAUAUGCUACCUUGGCAGGUUUUGCUGCGGCUACGUUCGACGUUUUAAUGUUCUCACAUCCAAAAGGUAUCGUGAACACCACAGGGCGAUAUAUGUUUUACGUCGGCCCUUUGGUCGGUAUGGCCACGGCUUUUACAGUUACAGCAAACGUUGCUCAAAACAUGAGAGGGAAAAACGAUGGCCUUAAUUACUUCUUGGGAGGAGCAGCGGCGGGUUCAAUUUUGAGCGCUUGGACGAGAUCUCUGACUAUUGCUUUGCCAGCGGUUUGCGUACUGGGAGGUGCCGCCCUUGUAAAGAAGGCUGCCGUUGAUAAUGGCUGGGUUCUUGUACCCAAGGUACCUCCUAGUGCUACAAAAACUAUUAAAUCUGUUAGACACGACUGGACAAUGGCCAAGGACAUAGAGGAGCUUAAGACAUGGACCACAGGUAACAAGUGAGAUGGUGGAAAUCAGCCAGCCAGUAGUGUGUACAUACAAAUGCAAUAUGAGUUAUGUUAAAUUAUAUGCUUUAAAAAUUUGG